This is a messenger RNA of Tauraco erythrolophus (red-crested turaco), 3597 nucleotides long. The record is from RefSeq and is a predicted model, not a curated record. NCBI's taxonomy places the organism in Eukaryota, Metazoa, Chordata, Aves, Musophagiformes, Musophagidae.
AUGCAGCACAAGGACCCAUCCUUCCUUGUGAUCCUUUGGUCUGGGGAUUUCCUGAACCUGAUGUUUAUCUUGGAAAUCCCGGUAGACGUGCUUUCCGAGUACGCGUCUAAGCUGUCCUCAGGGUCUUUUUGCAUCCCAACAGCCCUUGACUGGCCCGGGCGCUGCCUGCCGGCCCUGUGCUGCCUCGCGGCGACUCUCCUGCCCGCGGCCCUGGGUGCCAACGGAGAAGUCUGUGACUGCAACGGGAUGUCCAGGCAGUGUGUCUUCGACUGGCACCUCCUGAGGGAGACGGGAAACGGAUACCGCUGCCUCGGCUGCCUGGGCAACACGGAGGGUGCCCGCUGCGAGCGCUGCAAGGAGGGCUUCUUCCGACAGCGGGAGGACGACUGCUGCCUGCCCUGCCGCUGCCACCAGCAGGGUGCCCUCAGCCCGCAGUGCGACAGCGACGGCCGCUGCAGCUGCAAACCCGGCGUGAUGGGCGAGAAGUGCGACCAGUGCCAGCCGGGCUUCGAGUCUCUCUCCGAGGCCGGGUGCCGGCGGAGCGGGCAGAGCCUGCAGUGCGAGUGUCACCCGGCUGGCAGCGCGGGGGGCUGCCUCUCCGGCCGCUGUGUCUGCAAAGCGAGUGCUACCGGGGAGCGGUGCGACAGGUGCAAGCGCAACUUCUAUAACUUGGAUGCCAGAAACCCCGCGGGAUGCUCCCCCUGCUUUUGCUACGGGCACUCGGCCACGUGUGUCAGCGCAGACAACCACAGCGUCUACAACAUCACCUCCACCUUCCAGCAAGGUGCCGAAGGCUGGCGAGGCAUCCACGAAAGUGGCUCCCCAGCCCAGCUCCAGUGGUCCCCACGCCAUUGGGAUGCCUUCAUAGCGGCGAGGACAUCGGAGCCGAUUUACUUCGUGGCACCCGCAAAAUUCCUUGGGAACCAGCAGCUGAGCUACGGCCAGACACUCUCUUUCGAUUACCGCCUGGACCGAGGGGGCCGCCAACCAUCUCCGCACGACGUGAUCCUGGAAGGAGGUGGCCUGAGAGUCACUGCCUCCUUCUUGCCCCAGGAGAAGGUCCUGCCCUGUGGCGUCAGCCAGACGUACACGUUCAGGUUGGACGAGCACCCCGGCAGCAAGUGGAGCCCGAGGCUGAAUCACUUGGAAUAUCGCCGGCUGCUGGGAAACCUGACAGCAAUCUGGAUCAGCCGAGCCACUUUGGGGGAGUACAGCACCGGCUACAUCGACAACGUCACCCUGGUGUCGGCGCAGCCCGUCGCCGGCGUUCCCGCUCCCUGGGUGGAGCGCUGCCAGUGCCCGGCGGGCUACCGGGGCCAGUUCUGUGAGAGCUGUGCCCCUGGCUACCGCAGGGACGUCCCCAGCCUGGGACCUUUCGGCAUCUGCGUGCCCUGCAAUUGCCAGGGGGGAGGAAUUUGCGAUCCUGACACCGGCGAGUGCUACUCGGGAGACGAAAACGUGGGCAAUAGCAUCAGCUGCCCUUUCGGCUUCUACCGAGACCCUCGAGGCUGCAGAACGUGCCCCUGCGGCAACGGCCAAGGCUGCUCCGUGGUGCCGGGCAGUGAGGAGGUCAUCUGUGACCGCUGCCCUCCUGGAGCUGCUGGGGCCAACUGCGAGUACUGUGCUGACGGCUAUUUCGGAGACCCGGAGGCCUCCCAGCCCUGCCGGCCGUGCCACUGCAACGGCAACGUGGAGCCCAACGCCGUGGGCAACUGCGACCGCCGGACGGGCCAGUGCCUCAAGUGCAUCUACCACACCGCCGGAAAAAAAAGGGGCGGCUUCUUCGGGAACCCCCUGGCCCCCGACCCUGCCGACAAGUGCCGAGCCUGUGCCUGUGACUCAGCUGGCGCCGAGCCCCUGAAGUGCGGGAGCGAUGGGAGCUGCAUCUGCAAGCCCGGCUUCGAGGGUCCCAGCUGCGAAGAGAGCAAGUGCCCGGCUUGCUAUGGCCAGGUGAAAGACCAGGUGGACCUGUACCUGCAGCAGCUGGCGGAGCUGGAGCUGCUGUUCUCAGAGGUGCAAGCUGGUGGUGGGGCCGAGAGCCGGGAGCUGGAGAGAAGGAUGCAGCUGGCUGAGGAGAUGCUGCGGGCCAUCCUCGGGGAAGCUCUGAGCCUCCAAGCCUCUGACAGGUCUCUGGAAAGCCGUGUGGCCAGGGUGAAGGGGCAAGGGUCCAGCUCCCAGAGCCGCUUGGACGAGAUCAAGGCAACAGUGGAGAGGCUGAGGUCUCUCGGGAGCCAAUACGAGAGGCAGCAGGUGCAGGCCACCCGGCGGCUGCUGGAGAGGGCCAGGCUGGACCUGCUCCACAGCGGAGCCGCUCUGCGUCGGGUGACCGUUCCCGUUUCAAACCUUCCCGGGGGCUCGAAUCAGUUCUUGAUGUUGGCCCAGGAGGCCCUGAGACUGGCCAACAGCCACGCGCAAGCCGCCAACACCAUUGAGCAGGCGGCCAAGGCGGCGCGGGAAGACGCGCGGCAGGCGCCGGGGUAUGAGGAGCUGAAUUCGUUGGCCGGAGGCCUGAAGGAUGAGGCUGACGGGAUGGCCUCUGAAGCAGAUCAGGCUUAUCAAGGCAGCCUGGUGCUCCUCAACUCCCUGUCCCGCCUGACAAAGACCGACAUCAGCUCCUUUGAGGGGGAAGCAACUCGGCUGAAGGAGGAUGCCAACGCUCUCUUGAGCCUGGUGGACACCUACAUGGCACAGCACAGGCAGCUGCAGAGCCGCACAGGGCGCUGGGAGGAGGAAAUCAAGGAGCUGCUGCGAAGGGGAGAGGGCGAGAGAGCGACGCUGACGCAGCUGCUGUCCCGAGCCAACCUCGCCAGGAGCACAGCCCUGCAAGCCGUGAGCGCUGGCAAUGCCACCUUCUACGAGGUGGAACAGAUCCUGAAGAGCCUCCGGGGGUUUAACCUGCAAGCAGAUGACAAGAGAAGGGAAGCUGAAGAUGCCAUGAGGAGGCUACCGAUUAUCAGCAGCAUGGUUGCAAGUGCCAGGGAGAAGACGGAUAGAGCUGAAGCGAUCCUGGGCAGUGCUGCUUCUGAAUCCAAGGCAGCCAACAGCGCGGCGGGGAAAGCGAAGGAGAUCACCAUGGAGAUCCAGCAGGAGAUUACGCGGCUGAAGGUGGAAGCCAACAAGACAGCUGAUGGUGUCCUCGCCCUGGAGAAGGCUGUGGCCACCCUGCGGCGCGAGGCCAAGGAAGCAGAUGGUGAAUUUGAGAGGAAGCUUUUAGAGGUUGAAGCGGAUGCUGCUGUGAUACAGGAGACAGCUCAGGAAGCUCAGAGUGUCCACGCCAAGGCUGGCCGGGCAGGGGUGGUCGUGCAGGAGACGUUGAGCGCCCUGGAAGAGCUGCUGCGUCUGAUGAACCAACCUGGUGCCGUGGAUGAGGAGGGCCUGAAGCAGCUCGAGAUGAAUUUCAGCAAAGCCAAAACCAGAAGCAACCAGCUGAAGGAUGAGAUGUUGGAGCUGGAGCAGACAGCCACGCUGCAGAAGGCCCGUGUGCGGACGCUGGAGAGCAGCAUUGACGAGAUCCUGGCAGAUAUUAAGAACCUGGAGGAUAUCCGGAGGAGUCUUCCUCCGGGGUGCUACAACACAAAAGCCAUCGAGUUGCCGUGA